AUGGUUGCCUCCGGUCUGCCUUCAACCCCAGUGGUAUGUUGGGGAGACUGCUUAUAUGGAGGCUUCGCAGCUUUCGCGAGUAGUUUUUAUGAGCAGGGGCUGCUUCAUUUUACAGUGUAGGAGGUCUUUACGAAAUCGGCGAAGGUCGUUUGGUGACCUGUCCUCGGCAAUGCUAAAAGAAUAGUCACACAAAGAAUUCACAGUUGUAUCCGCGCCACCACGUUGGCCGUUUCGUGGUCCUUACCCAGAGUUGUGAUAGAAUCAUCUUCAAGCAAAUAAAGCGCGACAGGACUGUUCGGCGUAAACUUGGGGGAUAAACGUUUCAUGAUAAAGCAUACAAAAACGUCAUGGGAGAUGGAAAGUCGAAGUGAAAGAGACAGAGUCCGUAAGUCGGGCUUCCCGCGGCAGGAGACACGGUUGCACUAAAGUCGCGCUUCAACAGUUAUACAAUCCAACGAUGGCGGCAUCGAAGGAUAAAGAAAGGAGUCACAGGAGCUUCUUUACCGCCUCGGCCGGUCUGAAAAGUUUUUUCAGAGGCAGCUGUUGCUCGGAGAUAUUUUCGGAUUUGUCUAAUGGAUUCUGGUUAGUGUAGUGUGAUCGUUGUCGUAGAAUCGGGCGAAGGGGUUGGUACACAAUAAAUAACCCGAAAUGAUAUCUAAUAUGUCCCUUUGGGGAAAAUUACCGAUAGUGAAUGAUAUACCUCCUUUCGUCUUAAUGACAUGCAACGUUUUCUGUGCUUCGAAAGUGCGAUUUUUGCAGAUUAAGUAGAAUCAGGAUUCUACAUGACGUACUGGCCAAUAAAAUCCACGUGAAUUCAGUCUUGGUUACGCCGACAUUUCUGGCCGAAUUGCAUAACCUCACAUAAUCUUUGCCGUUGCAUAGACGACGCCCUAUAAAACAGGAUAUAAUUAGCAUACGAGUAGCUGCAUUGUUUUCAACUCUCGACUUGAUGCUGUGCGUCGAAUAAAGUUUCUUGUCCUCAUAAUCUUCUAAUAUAUUUGCUGUGGCCACAGGAUUACCGCGUGGAGCCGAUUCAUUUAAGCAUACUUUGUUCAAACAGGCACUCGAUACCACAAUGUCCAUAAUUUCGGAAUAAAGUCAAUAAAAUUACUCACUAUGUUAUGUGAAAUGGGAAAGAAUGUCCUUUUUAACAUUAGUUCCUAGUUGUUUUUCCACAAAACUUACUCGAAGUUAUGCUAUUAAUAAAAUACAGACCAGUGUGAAAAAGGCACCUCCGUUGCAGCUGGAUACAAGGAUGCCAGGAAGGAAGGCAGUUAUACGAUACCGCUUGCCACUUACUUAAGAUACAGAUCUCUUUGAGAUUUACACCAAAAUGGGUAGUUGGUUCGGCGUUGUAGUUUGUAUUAUGUUUUUUUGUUUAAGGACGAGGUUCAAGCUUUGAAAGCGGAGGGGUUAAUGUUUCGAUCAUGCAAACACAACUAAGCCGGCAUAAUCUGUACAAUAAUAAGCCACUGAAAUAUUUAAGCCGAACUUAAAUCGCAUUAAACACAAUGCGGAAAAAUCUACGCUGGCGUAUGUUACGAACGUCUCUUCAUGUAUACUAAAAGAAUUCUCUAGUUCACGCGUCAGCGGAUAGCUCAAUGAUAUGCUGCACAGCAACAAUUAUUGGAAAAGUACGUACUUCGUGAAACUCUACCGCUUAAUCUUCCAAUUACUACGCGAGAAGGUUUAAACGGACCUGUAAAAACAAGGGUUAUUAAUUUUGUAGGGUCAAAUCAGCCGAUUCUAAUCACAGCGAUGGUAAACCGGCUAAAACUACUAAUAUUUGCGGUCAUAGAGGCCUCUGUACACAACUCUCGUUGACCAACAGAUCUAAGGGCUCACACUCCGGUCUGAUGUUUGAGUGCUUUAUUCAGUCCUCAGAUGCAAAUGGAGUGAAACAGUAUAGGAGAAGAUGAGCUUGGGAACAGAAACAAACUAAAUUAAAACAACCAGACACAAGAAGCUCGAACCUCAUCCCCGACAAUUCAUCUAAACAGCUAACAGAUUGGCAGUUACGAGCACUACGGUAUGAAGCUUGUUUCAACUCCGCAGAUGUCAAGUAGAUCGAACGCAUUACAACCCUCUGAGCUAGGUUUUUGAGGAAUGAAACAACCAGCGAUAGCAUGUUGCCCUCUUUGCUGAUGACGCUCAGACCAAACUAAUGUGUUUCUCAUAGUCAGUCAAAAGCUACGAGGGAACUGAGGAAGGACAACAACACAUCACCCUGCCAACUGACAGGGGACGGAUAACCGUCUUGAUGAACCGAGAAAACUAUGAUGAGAGGGCUUAGGCUCUUCUUGAUGGCCACAGUUUACAUACUAACACAGAACUCACAAGCCAGAGCAAUAGCAAAUCGGCCGAAUGAACUGUGCAAAAACGCGAUCACGGAGAACGAAUGGCAGCAAAUGAAAGCGACCGAGAUUGCUCUGGCCCGAUUCUGUAUUCUGCCAAAAAUCCACAUACCAAGUCUCUCACUGUGGCCAAUCGUGCCACAAGGCGUAACUCGAUCUAUAAUUUCCCAAAAUAAAUGUGGUCAAAGGGAAAUUUUUUCAAGGCAAUUCGACCACCUCCGUUCGAAUAGCCUCUCAUUUCCUCGUAAACCUCCGAGGUCGGAUGAUUCAGUCGGACGAGACCACAGUCUCUCUCUGUUGGGCGUCGUUAUUCACAUCCAUCCCAUCGAAUUUGGCUGAAGAAUUCUUGUGCAAGAGACUUGAAGAGGCAUAAAACGAUACUCGGGGUCAACUAAAAAUUAGGCACUUCAUAGGUUGUUUGAAUUCUGUCAACAAACCUGCUUCACUUUUGCUGGAGUGACCUAUAAGCAGAUCAGGGGAACUCCAGUGGGCUUACUGGUUUCCGGUUUUGUGACAGAACGGGUCCUACAAGAGCUCGAAAAGAUUGCCUUCGCUCAGCAUACGCCACUAUUUUGGCGCCGUUACGUAGACGACAUGUUUGUUAUCAUUAAAAGGAAGAUGUUUCAAAAUUUCCACAACCUGCUCAACACGGUCUUCCUUAAUAUCAAAUUUACUAGAAAGGAAGAACAGGAGCAACUGUUGCCCUUCCUUGAUGUGCUCACAGACGAAAUCUUGGCGGCGAAAUUGAAACAAUGUUUGAUAGGAAGGUAAGGAACACCACACAGCCUCUCAACUUUCACAGCAACCAUUCGGUGGCUUACAAACGAUGCUGUGUGAGAACACUUUUCAAACAGAUCCAGACUCGUUGCAGCAAGCCGGAGCAAACGGCACGUGAGGCCCAUUACCUCCACGAUUAAUUUAUGCGAAAUGGCCACCCGAAGGCAUAUAUAUGAUGCUGCCUACGCGGUCGCUCUUGAAGGACUCAAACAGCAACGUUGCAAAGCAUAUGGCACUCUCUGCCUUACAGUAAGGGCGUUAGACAAGCGACCGUGUGCACUGCUGCGGAACUAGAUGUUGGAGUUGCACGCCGGCCCAGAGACAACAUGCGCAGCAAGGUCACGAAAAUCAAAGACUGAUUAAGUCCCGAAGAGCAAUCUGCGGUACUGUGCCGCAUCCCCAGCGUAGACGGUGUGAAAGGACAACGAAUUAUCUCAAGUCCCUGCUCAUAGGGUCAUGAGUUCAACUUCUCAGCCGCCAAGAUAAUGGUCCAAGUCGGAAACAAGUCUAGGUUAGAGUUGAAUGAGGCCUGGAUUUUAGAAGAGAACUCAGCCAAUCGAUGUGCUGAGCUGGCGCCAGCACCCAGAACCUUGCGCAGUCAAUUCUAGACCUGUGCGCGUGAUCGCUGAUUGACUGGUACCCCCUACAAUUGUCGUUUGCUCUGUCACUGCUACUACUUUUGACGAGGGACUCCUGAGAGUAUUCGAGAGCUCAGGAUAAUAAACAAAUUGCUCCAGUACUGGACAAGUCUUCUUUCUCACUCACAAAUAUACACGCAGCUCGGAAGUCCGCCUCCAUGCCUGACAACUAAUUCACUUAAUAAAUCGUGUGGAAAUGAGCUAGCAAGUAGGACGCACUCUUUAUUUUAAAACCGGACAACAAAACCGUCAAAGUGUUCCCUCUUCCCGAUCGCAGUCCAUAAAAUUGCGCAAGCUCCACAAUUCAGCCUAAAGUCUUGUCAAGCAGUUUGUCGACACCCGUUUAAUUUAUGGAAAUAUAAAUGGCCCAGAGGCCAGUACUGGCGUAAGAGGCACAUUUUGAUUUGCCCACUGCCAGCCCUCGAUGCAUAUGCCGCUCCAGGGAAGACAGACAAAAUGCAGUCGGGUGACUUGGUGAGCUUGGUGUGUGGUCUUCCCUAUUAUGAGGUCUAUACUCAUAAAUUCUAGACUUAAAAAUCCAUUUUCUUCUUUGCUUGAAGGCCAUAAAUUCAUUGUUUGACAAUGUCGACAGUAAAAUCAGCUUUGACCAAGGAAAAUGGUGUAGUAAUUAAGAUAUAUGCAGUUAGACUGAUUAUCUGCUCUAUUACCAACAUGUUGGUCCGCUGUCAGGCCUCUGAUUGGAGGCGUCAGCAAAAAGGAGAUUUUUAAGUCUACGUAACAGCAGGUAUGAAUAAAUGCAAGGCCUACCACAAGGUCAUAAUUAAUUUGCAAAAUUUCCCUGUCGACUGUAUGUAAAACAAAAACACUUCCCCUCCUCGUCCGAUACUUUGCAAUUUUUGAGUCCGAUUUGCCUGAUGAGGGAACUCGUCUACAAAUCGUACAGUAUGGUACGAAAAACUUCUAAAGAUAUAGACAAGCAGAUCCCCCAUACUCCUCUGUUUUGUAAGUGUAACCAAACAACAACCACGAAACGGACAUUUCUUUCGAAUACUUUUACUAACAAAGUAACCUCCACUGGUCACUUAGUAACUCGCAUCACGCUCUUGCGUUAGGGAUAGGAAACUGUAUUCGGCAAUGACCCACAUCGCAGGCUGCGCCACAGAUCAUUUGAAUCAACACGAGUGAUCAGACUGGCUCACGGCGGGCGUUUAUCUGGUUGCCCCGAGUCCGCAGUAGACCAUAAUCAUCGCUGUACAUGCGGGAUGUGGCACGCCUCAGCCACAGGCCUUCAUGACUCGCUAACCACGGCGCUUAUCCCAUCGGCAGUUGUUUGAAAGGAAGAAAAUUGGGGUCUACACUGGGAAAAUCCAUUUCCAGCGCCCAUCAGCACAUCCCUCGCUAGAAUAAAUCUGACGCGCUUGGAUUUGUCCUGCAGGGCUAACAGUCGUGGCAUAAAAGACUGCAAACUAACGGGAUAUCUUGGACUUCCCUAGGGCUGAAAUUCAGGCUGCAGUGGCACCUUCUUAGUGUGGCUCCUAUGGCACUCUCACCCAUGUGAGAUCCGAGUUGCUGGUACAGAAGUCCAGUACAUGCUGUGGGUGCCAAAUCCGGUGUGGCACUCGUUGACGAGCUCUGUAGCUUUGCCAGCCACUGCGUCGACGCACACCUCUGGCCGUCUUUACUAAGUGCCGCCAUCGUGGCAUGGUGGGUGACAGAGUAGAGAGUGCAACAGUUGCUACGCAAGCCUGUCUCACUAGGAAAUAAUUCGUGCGCCCACUCCGUGGGGCAGGUGGUAGGUAUCGUCGCUUCCAUCGGUCGAGAAGGAGAUGAGUGAAUCUUGCAACUAGUUUAAAGUACGUGGACAUGGGCGCAGUGAUCUUUUCCUGCGAAGAAAACUCAUGAAAUCCUGGCUCAGAUAAUUGGGAAUACCUUGAAAUGAGAGCGAUCACUAAAUGCUGGGCCAGUGGUAAAUAUCAUUUUGCACAGCUCAAAUCUUGUUCCCACGGGGUGUCACACUGACAUUUAAUUGACCAUCUUCUCGACCACCUGCAUAAAUGAUACCCGGAGAAAAGUGCGCUUGUAGUUUAUGCCUUUUAGUUCAUUUUCGAUGGUGGUGUUGACUGAGGAAUGUCUCCUAAAAUGAUGCCCUUGAGUUUUGACCCUUAAGAUUAGUUUUUUAAAACGUAUUCCCCAAUAAAAUACUUCCCAUCAUGGAAGUCUAUGUCUAGCUCUCAAGAGUAUGCUGACCCCUCAUAUUUUUGAACGGCUUACGUUUUCACUUAGGCAUAUGGUUGGAAAACUGCACGCUAUUUAAAUUUCCCAAUGAAAAAAUGCUAUAUCUCCUCAUGCAUAAGUGAAGGGGACUUCUAGAGCUCACGGAUUAGAGUACUCGAGUGAACCACUCUGAAUAGUCUGACGACGGCAUCCGUAAUCCGGAGCGCAUGGGGAUAACUGAGUAAGUUACUGAGUGUUUUAGAAAGGCUCAUGUAUUCAAACUAGCUAAAAACUGAAACACCUCCUGUUUGAGUUAAAAAUGUGAAGAAAACAUCGGUCUCUUUAAAACGAGUUUAGGAAUUGGAUUUUGGGUGCAUUUUUUCAAAGUAAAACGAAUGACUCAAUACAAUUUCUGGAAGGCGAUAAGAGGAUUAUGUCUUUUUAAGGGUGUUUUCUUCAAAUUGUUGAGAGGACGCUCGAUUAAAAGUCGGUGUUUUAUGCCAGUUAAUAUUAGAGGAUCCUUAAGUUGAAUUAUCGUCCUAAAUUAUAAUUCAAGGUAUGAGUUGGCGUUUCAUGAGUUCCUGCGCAUGUUGUUUGCGGGUAAAGGACGCUCUCGGGCCUCCAAUCGGUUUGCUUGUGAUUUGGGGUGAUCGUAAUCACCUGUGAAACUGUAUUGAAAAUUCAUGCAACGCUCUUCUAUAACCUAUUCACACCAAAAUUAUGAGCUAACAAUGAAGAAGAUGCUUUAACUAGGAACCAAUCGCCUAAUAUGCUCAUUACACUGAAGACCGACUUUGGCUAAUUUAUGACUAUUGAAAUUCGCCGACACUGAAAGCAACCAUUUUUGGUGACUAGAAAGACUAUCGGCUACCCAGUGAGUAUUUUCCAGCAACCGCAGUUUGUCGAGUCAGUCAAACACGUCCGUCGGCAAACAGGUCCGUCACCGCCCUCCUGUUCACAGUUGGCCGGCCUCUUGACCUCAUUUACUAAUGAAAAUCAGCUGUCGUGGUCCUACUAGGGCACUCCUCUGGGGAGUGUAUGUUACCUUUGCUUGACCCAUAAAUGACUGUUGAGUCGCCGGCUAAUGGUUUUGUCCCCAAGCGCUUGGGGGUGGACGCGCUUUGGUCCUGUUUUGUUUAAUGAUGGACGCGUCCAGACCCUGGGACAAACACCAACGUGGAAACGCAAACAAGUCAUGACUGACCCCUUUUAGGGUCAUCGGGGCCUCUGUCUUAAAAAUGCAUAUGAUACAAAACACACAGAUCUUGCGUGGACAGUGCACCAGGAAACCGGAACCAGUUUCUAUUUUAAGCUCUCUUAUGACAUCUAGCGAACAAAAAUACUUUUGUUCUAUCGCAAACCCGCUUGUUGAUUUAACUUCAGUCCACUAGAACCAAAUAUGACAGUACAUAUCCAUGCAAACCGUAUAUGUGAUGAACAUUCAGUGUGACGACAGGGCUACAAAAAGGCCAAUGACUGCGAUUUAGUUGUAAAAAGGAAGAAAUUAAGCGGUACUAGGAAAGAAUGUGGUUAAAAAUUGCCUUCUUUGUUGACCAAGUAUUUUUGCCUUAUCCCGAGGGUUUUAUCAAUAUUUACUAACCAAAUACCUGUAGAAAUGUAGAUCUUCAGUCUAAAAGUUGUCCGUCUUUAGGGAGAAAUCUUACUGGGGGGCUAGAUGAAGAAACUGGACGCUAAUGUUGCCGAAUAAUAAUGAUCGAAUAAGCUUACUCUACCUUGCCAAGUCCGUCUGUAGUACAGUCAUAAGGCAUCCCGAUCUAGGUCUGACUUCCCCUGCUGCAGCACAACGUAUAGUAAAUUGGCACGGAGCAAUCAGACGAACCGCAGUUAAAGCUUUUUGUAACAUACAGCUGGAGUUCCAGAAGUGUGCAUUUUUGCUUUAGAGAAUCCGCAAAAUUUGGGUUUGCUCGGUUUUAUUGAUUCACCGCUUACGUUUGUUGUCGUGUAAAUGGUCACAUCUAGUUAAGACUGACACUUUCUUAAGUUCCAUUUGCAGAAUAAAGCCUAAUCAUGCAAAUACCUAAAUGACAAGCCUUAGGAAUUACAACCGAUCAAUCAGCCAGUUCGUUUGACAUGUGUUUCAAAUUCGCAUAGUAGCCUUGCUUUUAGGGUGGAGUGUGAGCCCAAAGCGUUCACUUUAAAAUUUAACACUGUUUAACUUCGUAGACAACCUUAACGUCAGAAAAGGACUCCGACAAUCUUUCCCCGUCAGUUGUGAACUCCCGAACAAAUAUUCCCUCAUUCAUAUUCAUCCUGAGAUCUUUUAAAUAAAAUUCAGGACUUAUUUUACUUCGUCCUACACAUUAAUCAUCGGAGAGAGGAACGCUUAGCGCGUGCCCCAGUCGCUGUUUCGCGAAUAAUUUGGUUUUUUUGGUGAAACUUUCGCCCAAGAUGCAAAACGUCGACGACGCUGGAUUAAAAAAAAUGUUUUUGAUACGGCGAAUAAAAAGCCAGGACGAAAAUAAGCACAGCCCUGUGAACGCUUCUGCUUAUACCGUUUUCUCUCUCUGGAAUCAUGCCUUUGCUACCAUAAAAUAAUUCUUGAUUGAGAUGACUUCAGAAAUCCCCAAUGUAUGAAGUUAUUUGGGAAUUAUUGCGCGAUUGUCGCAUAGCCUGUAUUUCAGGAAUGUGUAAUAGUCCAAAUUAUUCAGUUUAUCAUUUUUGACUAUAGAAUCACCGAGAUUUGGGGGAGGUCGAUCCAACACCAGAUGCCUGGUGAGGAACAGAUAGAUUGGGGCUUUGCAUAUGAGCCUGAAAUCUGUAUGCCCCAUGCGGUUGGGGGGGCUUUGUUCAUCAAAAGAGUCCACAUCCUUAUUGUUUGUGAAGACUUGGCAAACAGCUAAGGAGUUAAACAAUCCAUAUUUACGCUGAUGAGAUGCAGUUUUAGCGCAAUUGAUUUGCUUAGAUGUCUUCUUUCAAGAAAUAAUUCAAGUACUCCUGAACUAGCACUAAACUUUAGCUUUAUUAUUUGGUCACAAUAACAGUGUUGUCCGUGAUGUUUCCAACCAUUUCACACUUUCGACUGAUUUCUCUGGCAUAAUUUCAAAGGCUAAAAUCGAUUAAAUCAAGAAACGUACUAAGCUGAGGAAUUUUUGUUAUAUCCAAUGCCAGUAAACGCCACUCUUAGCAUAAGUCAGUAAGCAAACUUACAGAAAUGCACUGUUUAUGCAAGGUAAUACAAGAAAGCUGCAGCAUAACAGGGGUGACCGUAAAAUAGAAAGGUCCCUGAGAAACCGCAGCCAGUCAAUCACGCUACACUUUCAGCACCAAAUAAACAUAUAUUUUUAAAGGGACAUUGAAGAUCCAGGGUCUUUUUAUCAGGCUUUGCACUCCUUGAGUCUAAAAACUUCCUCUAUUUUUUGCUACGAAACAUACUGCAACUAAAACAUGGACAGAAUAACCCACGAGGUCCGAGAUAUUGACAAGGAAAACUGUAAAAAUCACUUGAACAUGAGGAAUUUUCUUUCCGGAAUAAAAUUCCACAGUUAUGUCAUAAAUUUUAGUUUUGAAACUCACGUGCUAUCAAAAAUUGCAAGUACAGCCGUUUUCAGUACGACCUGCUGUACGCAUGGCAACAUAUGGCAGCAUUUCGCAAAAAAGUCAUAAAAAUCUGUAUAAUAUUUCGAUUAUCCAAGAUUUCUUCUACCCGAAUAGCAAAAUAAUGAAUGCAAUAGUUACCAGAAUGCCUAUGAUGGCAGAAUGCGCAGCCAAGUAGAUCUCAAACUGUUAGUCGGCCCUUGUUUUUGAAAUAGCCGAAAUAUUUCCAUUCUGUAUGUUAUUAAAAGCACAGACUGAAAAACUCGAACACUGUGUGGUUAAGAUAUUUUUGCGUUUACCUGCUUAAUCGGUGAAAUAACCGAUUAAAUUUGAUGACUGAAAUCUAAAUCAUCGGUGGAGACUUUGAACUCUCUGUUCUUUGUUAAACAGUAUGGUGCGGUACAUAAAAGUCCUUUUUUGAGCAAAAUAUACUUCCGAGUUAUUUGGUUGAGAUAAGCAGAACAGUUUUGGUAAACGGUGAUAUUUAUUGAUGCGCCGGUGAUUUGCUGUGCUAAUAGCUGUUGGGUGAAGCUCCUGCGUACCUACAGGUCUUUAUGAAAUGCCACAGUUAUCAAAAUGACAAAAUAUUAUGGGACAGUCGUCGGCAAAUCGAAAGGUAACAGCACAGUCUCCUUAAAUUAGGUGAAGCAAGACUUGAAUAACCGUGCUGAGGUAAAAUAAAAAAGCUGCUAUGUGACCAUAUGAAAUUAUGCUACUUAUAGCACGGAAAUGAUUGCAACGGAAAAUAUUUUGUUUAGCUUACCCCUGAAUUCUAGGCACUUGCGAAUAUUCCAGAAGUAAACGUGAUACAGCUAACGACGUCUCUUCUAGUCUUAAUUUCUUUUCGUCUGUAUGAUCUUUUAAUACGGUUGAUUCUCAGACAGUCAUUCUCUGACAAAUGUAUGCUCAUGGUUGCAUUUCCUAUAUUCUCGCGCCUCUAAAAACAGGCUAUGUUGUAGGUGUGCGGAACCAAAAGAGAGCCAAUUACUGAUGACGUACGUUUGUAGCGCUGCGUCAGGUCUGCGCAAGCCGUUACGUACUGCCGCGACAGUUGAACUGUCGAUUUCGACUAUGUCCACCGUAUACUCCACAGCAGGAUUAGCGCAGAGACGGGGACCUCAAGGUAAGUGACCAUCAGGUAAGUUGAAUAUUGCUUUGUUGUCGUUGCUUGCUCACCAUCUCCACUUCAGCAGUUAACUGGCUCGAAGGCUAACCAAUCUUCCAGUCGCCGCUGACGCCGCCGACUAGGACGCCUCUGUGGAGGACCGCUGGUAUCAACUGAGGAACACAGUUCAGGUGACCGCCUUUGCUGUCCGUCGCGCAAAUCGCCAACACCGGGAGUGGUUCGAAGACAAUGACGCCGCCAUCAGUAACUUACUCGCCGAGAAGAACCGACGGCAUAAAGCCUACGUCAAUUGUCUUGUUGACGACAAUAAAACAGCCUUCUACCGUAGUGGCCGCCUUGUGCAGCAGCGGCUGCGCGAAAUACAGGAGACCUGGACGGCUCGCAAGUCCGAGGAAAUACAAGAAUAUCCGGACCGGAACGAAUGGGAGAACUUCUUCAGCGUGCUCAAGGCUGGCUGCGUCUCCACAGCCAAAGGCACUGAUCCUCUUCUCAACGCCGACGGAACUACCCUACUCACUGAGAAGACUCAAGCUCUGCAACGAUGGGCCAGAGACUUCAGACGUCCUCAGCCGUCCUCCCAGCAUCUCGAACAGCGCCAUUGCCCCUUCGUCUCAAGUGAAGACCAAGACCGACCUCGACAUCGCGGCCUUCCUACACCAAACUAUCAUGGAUGUGCACCAGCUCUCCGGCGAGAAGGCGCCCGGAUCGGUCGCGACCCCUGCUGA
Molecule: messenger RNA, 11350 nt
Organism: Spirometra erinaceieuropaei
Lineage: Eukaryota; Metazoa; Platyhelminthes; Cestoda; Diphyllobothriidea; Diphyllobothriidae
Source: the annotation of a GenBank genome assembly